Stylophora pistillata is the source of this 3908-nucleotide messenger RNA. RefSeq names its product exportin-7. Gene Ontology annotation, biological process: protein export from nucleus. The record is from RefSeq and is a predicted model, not a curated record. Gene Ontology annotation, molecular function: small GTPase binding; nuclear export signal receptor activity. Lineage: Eukaryota; Metazoa; Cnidaria; Anthozoa; Scleractinia; Pocilloporidae. Gene Ontology annotation, cellular component: cytoplasm; nuclear pore.
UCUUGUUCCAAAACAAAAAUGGAGGAACAGGAGAUUGCUCAGCUUGACCUCCUCUGCAAACAGUUGUACGAAGCCACCGAUACCGUGACAAGAAAUACGGCGGAAAGAGCGCUCUCCACUUUCACUAACUCUCCAGACUGUCUGACCAAGUGUCAAUAUCUUUUGGAACGCGGGAGUUCUUCCUAUUCCCAGUUGAUAGCAGCUUCCUCCUUGACAAGACUUAUCAGUAAGAACACAGCACUUCCUGUGGAACAAAGACUUGACAUGCGCAACUAUGUCCUUAAUUACCUUGGAACAAGACCAAACCUUGCUACUUAUGUCUCACAGUCUCUAAUACAGUUUCUUGCCAGACUGACAAAACUAAGCUGGUUUGAUGUGCAGAAAAAUGAUUUGGUGUUUAGAACCCUUGUGGAUGAUGUGGGAAAAUUUAUUCAGGGAUCAGUAGAUCACUGCAUUAUUGGAGUACAUAUACUUUCACAGUUAGUGUGUGAAAUGAAUCAGGCUGAUUCAACAAGAUCACUCACCAAACACAGAAAGAUAGCAUCAUCUUUCAGAGAUUUAUCCCUAUUUAACAUCUUCAACCUGUCAAUAAAUAUUUUACGUGAGGCCUAUAACAAACAGUUGAACUUACAAGAUGGCAGUCAGCACAGCCUGAUGAGCUACCUCCUUCAACUCACCUGCAACUGCCUCUCAUUUGAUUUCAUUGGCACUUCCAUGGAUGAGUCAUCAGAUGACCUUGGUACUGUCCAAAUACCAACCAGCUGGAGAGGAGCAUUCUUAAACUUGGCCACUCUGCAAUUAUUUUUUGAUUUAUACAGAGCCCUCCCAACUUCACUCUCUCCAAUGGCCCUUUCAUGUUUAGUCCAACUAGCAUCCAUUAGAAGAUCAUUAUUUAACAAUAAUGAGAGGGCAAAGUUUUUAGAACAGUUGGUUCAGGGCGUCAAGGGAAUAUUAGAGUCACCUCAGUCUCUAGCUGAUCCAAAUAAUUACCAUGAGUUUUGCCGGCUGCUUGCAAGAUUGAAGUCUAAUUAUCAGCUUGGAGAGAUUGUAAAGGUGGAAGGUUACAGUGACUUUAUAGCACUUAUAGCAAAGUUUACAGUGACAAGUUUGCAGAUGUGGCAGUUUGCUCCUAAUAGUUUACAUUACCUAUUGAGUCUGUGGCAAAGGAUGGUUGCUUCAAUGCCCUAUGUGAAGAACACGGAACCACACCUUCUAGAAACUUAUGCCCCUGAGGUCACCAAAGCUUAUGUCACAUCACGGAUGGCUUCUGUUGAAGUUGUUUUAAGGGAGAGUGCUGAGGAUCCACUGGAUGAUUCAGGAACAGUUCAACAGCAGCUGGACCAGCUUUCUAUAUUUGGGAGAUGUGAAUAUGAGAAAACUUGUCAGCUGCUAAUUUCACUGUUUGACCAAUCUGCUCAGAGAUAUCAGGAACUGAUACAAAACAAUACUGCUUCAACCACUGACCUGGCCAUUGAGGAAGGUCGCCUAACAUGGCUUGUGUACAUCAUUGGCUCUGUGAUUGGAGGGAGAGUGUCUUAUGCAACAGUAGAUGAGUAUGAUGCACUGGAUGGUGAACUUGUGUGUAGGGUUUUGCAACUGAUGAAUCUUACAGAUUCUCAACUUUCUCAGCGAGGAAGUGAGAAGCUGGAGCUGGCCAUACUGAGUUUCUUUGAACAGUUUCGGAAGAUGUACGUUGGGGACCAAGCACAGAAGACUUCCAAGGUUUACAGGCGACUUUCAGAGAGACUUGGCCUUCACGAUGAAUCAAACGUUCUGAGUGUCUUUAUGGGAAAAAUAAUCACGAACAUGAAGUUCUGGGGCACCAGUGAAGCCAUCAUCUCCAAAACCUUGCAGCUUCUGAGUGAUCUAUCUGUUGGCUAUAGCAGUGCUCGUAAAUUGGUGAAGUUAGAUGCUGUACAAUUUGUGCUCAACAAUCAUACGAGUGAGCACUUUCCAUUUCUGGGAACGCACGCUUCUCGAGCGUACAAAGACAUGCGCAGUAGAACCACAUUUUAUGUUGCCCUUGGCAGAUUGUUGAUGGUAGAUUUGGGUGAGGAUGAAGAGAAAUUCGAAUCAUUCAUGUCACCGAUAACAACUACCAUGGAUUCAGUAGCGAGUCAUUUGAUUUCUGUUGGAAACAAUGCUUUCCAACAAGAAGAAACUAAGCGUACCCUGGUUGGUCUCUGUCGAGAUAUACGUGGGCUCGCUUUUGCGUUCAACAGCAAGUCUAGUUAUAUGAUGCUCUUUGAUUGGAUCUAUCCUACCUACACGUCUGUUCUCCUGCGUGCAAUUGAAUGGUGGUAUCAUGAUCCUAAUGUGUCCACACCAGUAUUAAAACUCAUGGCUGAACUCGUACAGAACCGUUCACAAAGGUUACACUUCGAUGUUUCCUCGCCAAACGGAAUCCUUCUCUUCAGGGUUACCAGUGAGAUGAUCGUCGCUUACGGGACACGAAUCCUUACGUUAACAGACACGCCUGCGGACCAGAUGUAUAAACUAAAACUCAAAGGAAUCUCGAUUUGCUUUUCCAUUUUGAAGGCUGCCUUGUGUGGUGGUUAUGUAAACUUCGGUGUAUUUGGUUUAUACGGCGACGAUGCUUUGGAGAAAGCAUUAAAAACGUUCGUAGAAAUGUUAUCGUCAAUUCCGCACAGCAAUUUAUUGGAAUAUCCGAAGUUGAGUCAGUCGUAUUAUGCUCUGUUGGAGAUUCUAGCGCAGGAUCAUAUGAAUUUUCUUAGUAGCCUUGAACCUCAAGUAUUUAUGUAUAUAUUAUCCUCCAUAUUGGAGGGCCUUACAGCUUUAGACAUUAUGGUCUGCACAGGAUGUUGCGGUACUCUAGACUUUAUAGUGACUCACUUGUACAAAACGCUUUCCAAGAGACGGAAGAAAAACUCAACCGGUAUGGAACCACAACCACCAUGUUUACGAAUAUUAGAGUCCCACCCGGAAAUGAUCCAACAGAUGCUGUCGACGGUAUUGAACAUUGUCAUGUUUGAAGAUUGUAAAAACCAGUGGUCCAUGUCCAGGCCCCUCCUCGGUCUUAUCCUGCUUAACGAGAAGUACUUUCAAGAGUUACAACGGAAUGUUAUCGCGAUGCAGCCGCCGGAGAAACAAGAAGAUAUGGCGCAGUGUUUUAGAAAUCUUAUGGACGGAGUAGAACCAUCGCUCAUCACCAAAAACAGGGACAGGUUCACCCAAAACUUAUCAAUAUUCAGACGGGAAGUGAACAACUCACUGAAGGCUUCAAGCAAUGGAGGAGGUACGGCAGUCAAAGCCGAUGGAGGGGUGGAUAUGGUGGCGUGAUAACAGCUUUUGACCGACCAAUCGGUCGAUUAGUUGAUUGUCACCUUAGGAAAGUGCAAUACGAAAGAAGAGGUCGGGAUCAAUCGCAUCCAAUGAAGACGUGCUAGUCAGGACUUGUGUUUGUUUCCUGAAGGGACCGAGUAAUUUUACAGAGAAAACAAUAGUUAGAAUACCAACUUGCUCCAUGGCGAGCCGCUGGCUUCAGGAACGUUUGAUGUAAAGAGUGUCGCGUAAGAGAACAUUUACUUCUCUGCCAGGCAGCGCACAUUCAAAAGAGAAGAAAAACGAAAGGAUAGCCUAACUUUUCUUGACGCAAAAGAGUUACUCGAAAUAGAAUCUUAUGUUUGGGUAAAAUACAUAGUGCAUCUUUUAGAGAUCUAGCUUCAUUUAUGGAAUUUUUUCUCCCAAGUCGACUCUGUAAAUGUCAGAAUUCUGUACGCGUCCCUCUGGGGAGGACAAGCAUGCACGUUUCCAGAGUCUGCCUUUAUUUCGUCUCUCGUAAAAACUGAUGAAAAUUCAAUCAUUUCUACAUAGCUUAUCCCUGAGAAAUGAUGAAAGAGUUGCUUGCAAAAUUGUGUAUGUACUUCAAUAAAUUAGGAUUAAAUCAA